Molecule: messenger RNA, 4888 nt
Organism: Cuculus canorus (common cuckoo)
Lineage: Eukaryota; Metazoa; Chordata; Aves; Cuculiformes; Cuculidae
Gene: RNF157
Product: ring finger protein 157
Exons: 20
Coding region: 25-2253 (742 amino acids)
Biological process (GO): protein ubiquitination
Cellular component (GO): cytoplasm
Molecular function (GO): ubiquitin protein ligase activity
Source: RefSeq, a predicted model, not a curated record
UGACACUUCUGGGAGGGCCCUGCUAUGCGGCUGGGAGACCCCGGGACGGGCGACCCCGGGGCGAGGGGCAGCACCCCGCGCCGUGCCGUGCCGCCGCGCCCCGCCCCGCAGUGGCGCAGCCCCGGCGCUGGCGCGGAGGCGGUGCCGGGCGCAGCGCAGAGCGGAGGAUGCUGCGGGAGGGGGCCGCCGCCAGCCCCCGUCCCGGCGCCGGUCCCGGGCGGGAGGGCGCCCCGCCGCAUCCCGCCCGCUGAGCCCGGCCCGGCCAUGGGGGCUCUGACCAGCCGGCAGAACGCAGGGGUGGAGGAGGUGGACAUCCCCGCUAAUUCCGUCUACAGAUACCCCCCGAAAUCGGGGAGCUACUUUGCCAACCACUUCAUCAUGGGCGGCGAGAAGUUUGACUCCACGCACCCUGAGGGUUACCUCUUUGGCGAGAACAGUGACCUCAACUUCCUGGGGAACCGUCCUGUGGUGUUCCCUUACGCUGCUCCGCCUCCUCAGGAACCUGUGAAGACCCUCAGGAGCUUGAUCAACAUCCGCAAGGACACACUGCGACUUGUCAAGUGCUCGGAGGAGGUGAAGACCCCAGGGGAAGAAGUCAGCAAAGCCAAGGUGCACUACAAUGUGGAGUUCACCUUUGACACUGAUGCCCGCGUGGCCAUAACCAUCUACUACCAGGCGAGCGAGGAGUUUCACAAUGGAGUGGUGAGCUACAUUCCCAGGGAUAACAGCCUGCAGUCGGAGACGGUGCACUACAAGCGAGGGGUGUGCCAGCAGUUCUGCAUGCCCUCCCACACUGUUGACCCCUCUGGGUGGAGUGAGGAGGAGCUGGGCUUUGACCUUGACCGGGAGGUGUACCCCAUGGUGGUGCACGUGGUCGUGGAUGAAGGAGAGGAGCAUGCUGGGCACUGCCAUGUGCUGCUUGCUACCUUUGAGAAGCACAGCGACGGCACCUUCUGCGUGAAGCCACUCAAGCAGAAGCAAGUGGUGGAUGGUGUAAGCUACCUUCUGCAGGAGAUCUACGGCAUUGAGAACAAGUACAACACACAGGACUCUAAGGUGGCUGAGGACGAGGUAAGCGAUAACAGUGCUGAGUGUGUCGUCUGCCUCUCGGACGUCCGGGACACCCUCAUCCUGCCCUGCCGCCACCUCUGUCUUUGCAACACCUGCGCUGACACCCUGCGAUACCAGGCCAACAACUGCCCCAUCUGCAGGCUGCCUUUCCGAGCUUUGCUUCAAAUACGAGCCAUGAGGAAAAAGCUGGGUCCCCUCUCACCCACGAGCUUCAACCCUAUCAUCGCCUCGCAGACCUCUGACUCCGAGGAGCACUCGUCCUCAGAGAACAUCCCUCCAGGGUAUGAGGUGGUGUCGCUGCUGGAGGCCCUCAAUGGGCCGCUGACGCCUUCACCAGCCACCCUGCCACUGCGGGCGCUGGGAGACCCCCCAGGCGCAGGGACCCUGCCCUCCCAUGGCAGCGACGGGCCCCUGCCUCCGCUGCGGGCCCUCUCACCCCUUGAACGCCUCCCUGACUGCGGACCGCCGGGUCUUAGGCUGAAGAAGAGCCUCUCCAAGUCUGCCUCACAGAACUCUUCUAUUCUGCCUGAAGAGGAGGAUGAGAAGUCGUGCACCGAGUCAGAGCCGAGGGUCUCCAGGAGAAGAUCCCCUGCCCGGCACGAGGAGGAAUGUGGUGUGACACCAGAGAGUGAAAACCUCACCCUGUCAUCUUCAGGAGCCAUUGACCAGUCCUCGUGCACUGGGACUCCCCUCUCUUCCACCAUCUCAUCCCCAGAAGAGCCCAUCAGCAGCAGCCUAGCUCAGUCCGUCAUGUCCAUGGCCUCCUCCCAGAGCCAGCACUCUCAGCUCAGUACCGACACGGUGUCCUCCAUGUCCGGCUCCUAUAUCGCUCCUGGCACAGAGGAGGAAGAGGAAGAAGAGGGGAACAUGCUCCCCUUGCCCGUGGCUGCUAGCGCCAUGACCUCCGACGGAGAGUCAACACCUGUGGAGUCCCCAGAUUUAAACUUUGUCAGCAUCUCCGCAGAGGAGCGUGAUGCUGAGGGCAACGACAUGCUGGAGGAUGAGGAUGCCUCUCCCAUGCAGGAAGACGGCCCGAGGACAGGCGCUUUCCUCGGUCUGAGGUGUGACAAUAACAAUGACUUGGGCAUCGCACACGUGAAAGCGCUGGACAAUAAACUGUGCUCUGAGGCCUGCUUACCUGCCGCCGUGCCGGACUCCUGCCCCAUUAACAUUGAGGAAUAGGCGUGGAGGCAGCCAACAACAACGUGGGGCUCCCAUGGCAGGCACCCCAGCACUACUGCCCCCCUGGCACCCCAGACCUGGAGCAGGCAGCAGCCGCCCUGCCCGUGUGAGGGCUCAGCCUCAGUCGAGGCACGCGUCCACCUGCCUGCCCAGAAGGACUCUGGCGUCCGGGCACCAUGGGCAUCGCCAACUCCAUCCCUUGGCUGUAGGAGGACUGAUUUUCAAAAGAAAAGGUGGUAACCUCGACUUUUCCUCUCUGUCCUCCUCUGUGCAGAGAGAGGCUGAGAACUGUGUCACCUUAGAGCCCCCUAUCAGCACAUUCCCAACCUCCAGCCCCAAGAGGGACAGGUUGGGGUCCCCUCCUGCCCCUGACCAUCUCACACACCCAGGGUCCUCUCUUCCAUUAUGUAGUCAGAUAGGAUGGGAUCACCCCACAAAGGGCAUCCUGGGACGUGGCUGGAGUGGGGCGGUGGGAAGAGGGUGCCCAUGGGUGCACAUUAAGGAUAAGUAUUGGCAUUCGUGACCUUGGUGCAUGAGCCGGUGACCUUCACUGGGGGGCUGGCCCCCUCUAAGCUUGCUGGCGCAUGACCCCGCUGUGCCAUGGGAGGUCCCUACACCAUGCCAUGGACUGCCCCUAUUAAGGCACUGGCAAUGAUGGUGCCCACCCAGCUCCCCUUGUCGCCACUCUCCUUCCAGGUGGCAUGUGGGCUCUUGGGCUGGGUCCAUGAGAUUGCUUUUCCCCAGGGAUGGAGCAGGGUGGCAGGGGUGGGCAGGGAACCUGGUCCCCUCCCUGUCACUAGCCCCCAGGGCAUCACUAGUUUAAUCUUACUGUCUUCCGCCCCACUGUGAGCUUGGGGCUCUGGGCUGUGCCCUCUCUCUGGAACAAGUGCCAAAAGCGUCACCCCUCUGUCCCAAUCCUCCUGCCCUGUCCAUUGCACUUUGUAGCAGGGGGUGGAUAAGAGUGCAGGAUCUGCCCCCUCACCCCUACAUACCCAUCGUUACGGCCAGCGCUGGGCUGACAGCUUAAGCAGGUUUUGCUCAAGGGGACAAACACACAGGGACACUGAUGAGGUAGGGAUGCAGCUGCAGACCUCGAGGACCUGAUGGAUCCAUUGGCAGAGGUCAAGUUCCACUCUAGAGAGCAUCAGGGCCAGUCAGAAGCUGUUUUGGAAAGCAUCAGAUGCAGCAUCCCAAUCUAGCAAGCUCUGAAGCUGUUUGGGUCAGCCCAGGGCGAGAGGCUGAGCCCUCCUCGUUUUCUCAGCAGCACAAGCCAGGGGAGAGCUCCCAACACAGAUGUGAUAGUAAAGGCCAUCUUCUCCUUGCAGGAGAAAAACAUAUGUCAGGGCUACCUUAGGAUGGAGAUGUUCAUCCAGUGAAAGCAAUGUCCCACGGCAGCUGCAGGGUGUGUGCCAGGAGCAGGUCCCAACCACCCAUCCUCAUGGUGGAACACGGGCUAUGCUGAUGACUAUAGCUCCUUAAUGGGGAUGAAGCUCUAUGGACCUGGGGUGUGUUUUCUCUGCCUGCCUAACAGCCAGGGCCGUGGUAGCUGCUUGCUCCGUGGCCCCCCGUGUGGGUCCUGCCGCCCUGCGGCUCCCUCUUCUGGGCUGGCACCCCACUGUAUCUGCUGUGAGCUCAACAGCUUCCAAAUUUCUCCCUGGGAAGCCAGGUAUGGAUGCUUGAUGUGGGGGUGACAUCCCUGAACCGUUGUCUGUGGGACAGGAGAUGCUAACAGCAGGGAGGGCUGGAGUGGGUGGGGGGGGGUGAGCGCCCCAUUUGGGGACAUGCUGCAUCCCUCCGUGGGGACACAACUGCCCGGUGUUGUGGUGAGGCAACUCAUGGGUUUGGGUGUCCUGGCCCUGAGGAGCCAGCAGCACUGCACCAGACACAGCGAAGCUUUUGGGGGUUCACCAUCAUGCAGAGCUGAGAAAACUAGGGGGCCACAAGAGACUGGCUGCUCCCCCACCCUCUGGCAUGGGCAGGGGAAGAAGAAAUCAGGCUGAUGAUCCAGGAGUGGUUUGUCUACCAAAAUCCAACCUUCCUCGUGGUUUCAAAUGAAACAAUGAGAAGUCUCCAGGCCUAGCUGGGCAUCACAAUGUAGGGCUGUGGCGGUGCUUGUAAGUGCCAGCAGAUAAGGGCAGAAUAGUCAGGUCCUUGUUCAGGAGGUGACCAGGAGUGUUUUCCAGCUGCUUCAGGCUGUGGGUUCCCAGAGCUGCAAGGAAUGGCCAAGCAAGCUCACAGGGUGGCUGCAGACCAGGACAGCCAUGUGCAGGCACCUGCCCCUUGCUUGGAGAGACCAUGGCUGCUGGGGAGCACAGUGCAAUGGAGAGGAGGCAGGAGGAUGCUGUGGCUGAGCAGCAUGCUGCUUCAUGGGUGUAUCUUCUGCCAUGGCACAGGAGAGGUGGGAUUUGGGUGUGGAUGACACCAGUGCCAUCCUCGGCCACCCAGAAUGGACAAGGGAUGGGCUGAGCUGUCAGUGCUGGCACUGUGGGGUGAAAGGCCCUGGUCUCACAGGGUAGCCUGUUGUUCCGGUGAUCCACCUAUCAGGGAUUUAAGGAAAGAAACCAGAUUGCUGCUUAACAACUUUGCUUUGAGCAUGUUUUGGAUUUUAAGAGUAUGUUUAAUAAAGGGCAUCUUA